CUUUAUCAUAUCUUCACUAUUGAGCUCCAAAUUUUGCUAUUAAGUAGCAAAAAAAUAUAUAAAAAAUGUAUAGCAACACUUCAAGGAGGACAGGGGAAGGCCCUAUGGACUUUGAAUGGCAGGAGAAAGGUGGCCCUAUGGACCCAAAAUCACCUUUCCUACAAUUCAAUGCUUUACAAGUUGAGAAUGGUGAGUAUUCCCAACUUAGGACCAUUGAAAGAAAGUUACAUCUGUACUGACGUGGUAACCAGCUUCUACCAAACCAGCGAAUUCUUUUCUGACAAAGUCUUCCACACCAGCUCCAGCAUUUCGAAAUCCAGCAUUCACCACACCCCGCAAACCACAAACUCCAGAUAUUUACUCCGAAGCUUCUGGACUAGAAUCUUCACCUGGCGAGACUGCCGAUGCAGAGGAUACACCUGAGAUACCCAAGACUACAAGCAAAACUAUGACGACCUUCUCAUCACACGCUUCGUCACGUAAACCACUUUUUGGAAAAUAUGGCACAAAUUAUAAAGGAACUAGUCCAGGCGCUCGAAAUGAUUUACGAAGAAUGAAACUAGUAGGACAACCAAUAGCUAAAAAGCGAAAGCGUCAACAUCGAGAUGAGAGAGAAGAUGAAACCAUGGGAAUAGUGCGACAUCACAGAAAGGAAUCUGCUUCGGAAACUGAGAGUGAGUCAGGAGACUCAAGGCCAAAUAGUCGAUCGAAUGACCGCAACCAAGCAGAAGACAAACCAGGCUGGUUCUCCUCCUUCUUAUCCGGCAUUGAGUCCCGACCUAAUCUUCCCAACAUCCUUUCCUACUAUGCUCAACUAGCGCUCAACACAUUUGUCGUCGGGCUAAUAAUGUUUGGAGUUUACUCAUUUUGGACUACAAUUCGCAGCGACGUUGACAAAGCAUCUCAAAAGGCCACAGCGGAAGUUCUAUCUGAGAUGGCACAUUGCGCAAAACAAUACGCGGAGAACAGAUGUGAACGUAGUAUGAGAUUACCUGCUUUGGAAACGGUUUGUAAUAAUUGGGAAGCUUGUAUGACUAUGGAUCCAAAUAGUGUCGGCAGAGCUAGAAUCAGUGCAAAAACAUUCGCGGAGAUUUUGGAUAGUUUUAUUCAGCCUAUUAGCUACAAAGCAAUGGUACGUCCUUUUUUAUAUUCACCUUAUCCUAUGUCCAAUCCUCAAGCUAACAUUUCAACUAGAUCUUUGUAGCUCUAAUUCUCACCCUUUCCAUCGCCGCAAACAACAUGGCCUUUGGAAUGUUCCGUUCCAAACCGCCAACUUUCCACCCUGAACCCCAACCCCAUCCUCAAGCACAUCUUCCUCAACAUCCAAACUACUUCGGCCAACCAAAUCCAUGGGGAAUCCCACAAACUCCCCAAUCACAUUUCGGGCCAUAUGAACCCUGGCCUACAGGAGCAAGUACUACUCAAAGGGGAUUAUUCGGCCAAAGAAAUGGCUUCGGGAAUGGUAUGGGGAAUGGAGAGUUUGAAUUCAAGACAAUAGAGAGAAGUCCUAGUAAAAAUCGAGGGAGAACUAAGGGAAGGAGUCCAAGUAAAGGAGAGAGACGAUAUUUGGAGUAGGUUGGCCAAGAAAACUUGGGACUCAGCGAAAUUGGAUGCUGUUUGGAGUAUUUCAUUCUCGAUAUAUUGUAGGGAAAAGGAGGUCUACGUGAGCUUAGGGACGACUGGGAAAUAUGGUUGGAUGGCGAAUCUAUAUGUUGUUUAUUCUAGAUAUUACAUACUAGGACACAUGAGUAAAGGAGUCAGACGUACAUCAAUGUGCAAUGCAAUGCAAAUGUAACAUCAAUUACCUAGGAACAACAAGAAACCAACCAUUUACUCCCGGUCACUUAUAUAAUUCCUCAAUCUUGUAUGUAUAUAGAAAGGAGUAUUAAUAUACCAUACCCACUUAUUCA
This is a messenger RNA of Sclerotinia trifoliorum, 1910 nucleotides long. The record is from the annotation of a GenBank genome assembly. Lineage: Eukaryota; Fungi; Ascomycota; Leotiomycetes; Helotiales; Sclerotiniaceae.